CAUCACUUGGCGACGGGCUGUCUGGAAACUCAAUGGUCUCGGAGAAUUAAAGGAGUCGGGCGAUCAGUAAACGGAGAGGGGAAGGGCGUGGCCAGAAAGCAGGUAGCGCUGUAACCUUAGCGGGGCGAUGAAAAAUGACCACUGCUAACAAGACUCCCCCUGGUGCAGAUCCAAAACAGUUGGAAAGGACAGGAACUGUUCGAGAAAUAGGUUCACAGGCUGUUUGGUCUCUUUCAUCUUGUAAACCGGGCUUUGGGGUGGAUCAGUUACGAGAUGAUAAUCUAGAAACAUACUGGCAAUCUGAUGGAUCACAGCCUCAUUUGGUCAACAUUCAAUUCAGAAGAAAAACUACUGUGAAGACAUUAUGCAUUUAUGCAGAUUAUAAAUCUGAUGAAAGUUACACUCCAAGCAAAAUCUCUGUGAGAGUAGGGAACAAUUUUCACAAUCUUCAGGAAAUUCGGUGACUUUCAAACUGGUUUAUCUGUAAUAUCACCAGAAGUUUCCUAGAUCUUCCUUGGUAGUACUUGAGAUGAGGCAUAAGCCCUACAUCUGUGAAAGUUUAUUUUCCUGUGUUAUGUCUGAUCAAGACCAGUAUGAUUAUAUGAGAUAAUUUAAACAAUGUUACUCAUUUUUUCUUAUCUUCUGUUUGCUGAUUAACUGGGUUAACUUCUGUUGUUAAGUGCAACAAAAAAAAUUGGGGGGUUAAGUACAAACAUGGAGAUACCUUGUCUUUCUUUUUACAACACAUGCCUUCUUAAUAUUAAUUGAGUUAUUUCAUUUUUCUUUUCAAACAUUCAAGAUUUAGUUUGGAAGAAAUAUUUGAACCACAUCACUAAUUUUUGGCAAUUGCAGUUAAAGAGGAAUAUGAGGGUUGGAAAAAUGAUUGUAUCCUAAUCACAUUGCUCAGAAAGAACCAGUGGGCAGAAACAUAGUCCUUGAUUUAUUACUGUAAUUGAAGCCAGAAUUAUGGUCAUAAGUUGUGCCAGUCAUUAAUAGGAUCACCACAAUUACCACACCCAUUUGUAUGACUUUUUUGC
Pseudonaja textilis is the source of this 1037-nucleotide messenger RNA. The record is from RefSeq and is a predicted model, not a curated record. Lineage: Eukaryota; Metazoa; Chordata; Lepidosauria; Squamata; Elapidae.